Molecule: messenger RNA, 1842 nt
Organism: Penicillium chermesinum
Lineage: Eukaryota; Fungi; Ascomycota; Eurotiomycetes; Eurotiales; Aspergillaceae
Exons: 2
Coding region: 1-1842 (613 amino acids)
Cellular component (GO): site of double-strand break
Source: RefSeq, a predicted model, not a curated record
AUGGCCCAAAUACGACCUCCUGCGCCUAUGCGAAGUGCUUCUUCCCACCCGUUCGAGAGCAAGUUGAGCCAACAACUCCAGCCAGAAGCCUCUCCUGAACCGUUGGAACCUGUAUCGCGCUCGCCCAAGUCACGAUCCUUAUCAGAUGCCUCCAAGCCGACCACUUCAUCGCAGCCAGCAACGGGUGACCUAAAUCGGCCCCCGAGUAAGGACGACAGCGUCCUACCUACACCCGCUACCCCAAGCCGCUCGAGCAUUCACCACCCAAAUCUGGCUUUGAACCUCCCGUCAAAGACGGCCCCUUCGCCUGCCUUAACCCGUGCUCCCCUUUCUCCUAAACUCGAUUCAUCCCAAAUCUAUGGUUCACCAGGCUCGGUUCUCCCACGGCGCUCCCGUGGCUUGGACUUCUCCCGCGCUUGUACAAACCUCCACCACUCGACACUCGCGGAAUCCUCCCCCGACUCAUCCCCCACGAUUGGAGGUCGUGGGAUGAACAUCCCCCAGCGACGCGGAUCCCUCGGCUCUACCUCUGUUCCUCCUUUCUCUACGUCAGGGCCCGCCGAUCGGGCCACCAUUUCCAGCUCUGUCUCCAGUGUGAACAUGAUGGAGUCGGACACGAGCAGCAGCGAAGAAGAUGAUGAUGAUGACCAAAUGAUGGGUGACGCUACUGAUGCCGUGCUCAGUACUCCCCAGGCAAGUCGGAUGGGCGGCUCAAAUCCAUUCGCACCGGCUAACGUCCAAAGCCCCGGUAACGACUGGAUGGGUGGAUACUCCCAAGCAGCCGCCAAUCUCAUGAGCUUCCAGCGUGCGCGUUUCCGGAAAGGACGAAGCCGCCACAGCUCCAGCAGUGGGAACAGCUCCAAGCCAAGCCCCGGUCCUCAAUCACCUCCCGUAAUGAAGAGCGUCGAGCAUCCCUCGGCCGGGUACUUUGGACAAAAACCGAAUGCCAAUGCCCAUUCUCGACGUGAGAGUCUGAGCCUUGGUACCCGUGACCUACGGCUAUCUGACCUAAGUGAUGAUGGGGAAGGUCGGGGAGUCCGAAGUGGUAGCCCCACUGCUGGUGUCCAUCCAGAAGGUGGACCGUUGGGGGUCAUUCGCCGUGCUGUUACUCGUCGAAGCAGCCUUUUGCCCAAGACGAAGACCUUUGCUCGCAUUCGGGCUGCUUUAAUGGAGGAGGGCGCGCCGGCGGACGACGAUAUCAAGAAAGAGGCAGAAGUCAUACGGCAGGUCCGUGACACUGAGCCCGAGCCGACAUCUCCCACCUUGAGCUCUAUUCCCACUUUGAAGGCGUCUCAACAGUCGGAACCCAUGGAUGGAGAACAAAGCCCAACAAAGUCGACCUCCAACAGCUUCAGCAAGCAAGCUAGCCGUAACUCUGCAGGAGUGGAGUUCUGGAACUCCUUCGACGAGCGAUAUCGAACCCCGCCGCCGGCACGCCAGGCUCCUUUCACCCAUAUGGAAGACGAUAUGGCGAUAGACAUGACCCCGUCCACUACGGUUGAGUCCAAACCACGUUCUCGGUCGUCCACGCCUCACGCACCAGGGUCAGCUGUUGGAGAACUCCGUCGCAAGCGACGCCGAGAAGAUGACUUUGAUCCGAAUCUGUUCAAACGACGGGCUGUGUCUCCGAGUGUGAGCGCUCACAGUAGCCCAGUACUGACCCAUUCGUCUAUGGUUGACAAUGGUCCUAGUAUCUGGGGUCCGCCUUCGAAACUUGGUCCCCCUUUCAACCCAGACAAUGGCAAUCGCACUACACCACAUUCAGGUACUCCUAAGCGUGUUGGCCUACAAGGUAUGACGGAGGCUAGCGAUGGCUUUAUGAACAUGAGUAUCGAUCAUUAA